AGUGGAGAGAGUGGCCCCGGCCAGGCUGGUGCGGCUGAGCGAGGAGCGCCUCGGUGACGGGACAGACUCCAGGCCCGCCUCUCCACCUGGUGAUGGUCAUUGUUCCCCUGAACAGGGAUGGAGGAGAUAACAUCCCAAGAAGCAACAGAGUCACCCAGGGGCCAGUUUCAGUCUUUGGAGAGCCAGUCUGAAUGUCUUUCCCCAGAGCUUCGGUUUCUGCAGGACACGGAGAUGGAGCAGGGAUUCAGUGGGGCUCCACCUGUUCCCCAGGUGCCUGCUCUUCCCCAUGAGGGAAGCCCAGGAGACCAGGCAGCUGCGCUCCUGACAGCCAGGUACCAGGAUUUCCAAUUUCGAAGCCUGAUGGAAUCUCUCAGCGGGAACAAGAGCUGCAAGUCUUUGAUCUGGAAUCUAAGAAUAGAGAAGUCAUAAGAGAUGACUGUUCAGAUGGAGAGACCAGAGAAGAAAACAAGCUGUUGAUUCCUAAGCGGAAAAUUUCAGAAGAAGUACAUUCAUACAAAGUGAGAGUAGGAAAAUUCAAACAAGAUAUUGCUCAAGUUCCUGAAACAAGAGAGGUUUAUAAGUCUGAGGACAGAUUAGAAAGACUGCAGGAGAUUCUAAGAAAAUUUCUCUUUCUGGAGAGAGAGUUUAGACAAAUAACAAUCAGCAAGAAAACUUUCAGCAGUGAGAAGAAUACUGAACCUGAAAAAAGCUUCAGUCUAGACUCCACACUUGAUACAGAUCAAAGAGUUCUUAGAAUACAGACCACUGAUGACAGUAAAUAUGACAUGAACUUCAACCAGAACCCAGCUGUUGGCGAACAAGAACCAAUAAACCUAACAGAGAAUUUUCAGAGUACAGACUAUAAGGAAAGCUUAAUGGAUCUGUCCCACCUUAAUAAAUGGGAGAGCAUGCCUACCACCGACAGAUCCUAUAAAUGUGAUACUUGUGGGAAAACCUUCCAUCAGGCCUCAGCUCUUACUAGACAUCAGAGAAUUCACACAAGAGAGAAACCCUACAAAUGUAAGGAAUGUGAAAAAUCUUUCAGUCAGAGCUCAAGUCUUAGUCGACACAAAAGAAUACACACUAGAGAGAAAUCCUACAAAUGUGAAGCAUCUGAUAAGUCCUGUGAUGUUCCUGAUAAGUCUUGUAGCCAGAGCUCAGAUGUGCUUCAACAUAAGAAGGCUCAUGCCAAAGCCAAGUCUUACAAGUGUGGAACCUGUGAAAGAGUCUUCAGCCGAAGUGUGCAUCUUACUCAGCAUCAGAGAACACAUAAGGACACGUCCUGUAAAUGUACUGUGUGUGGCAGUGACUUCUGCCACACCUCAUACUUAGUUGAACAUCAGAGACUACAUCAUCAAGAGAAGUCCUGUGAGUAUGAUGAAUGUGGGCUGGCCUAUGUUAAACAGCAAGGAAUUCGUUUCCGAGAAAAGCCCUACUCAUGUAAUGAAUGUGGGAAAGACUUUAGAUUGAAUUCCCAUCUUAUCCAGCAUCAAAGAAUUCACACAGGAGAGAAACUGCAUGAAUGUAAUGAGUGUGGGAAAGCUUUCAGCCAAACCUCAUGCCUUAUUCAGCAUCACAAAAUGCACAGGAAAGAGAAAUCAUACGAAUACAACAAUUAUGAGGAAAGUUUUAGUCACAGUUCUGAUCUUACUCUGCAACAAGAAGUUCCCAUUAGAGAGAGAGUCUUUGAUUGUGAUGCAUGGGAAGAGAACUUCAGUCAGAGAGCACACCUUAUCCAACAUGAAAGGGUCCAUACCAAAGAGAAACCUUAUGAAUGCAGUGAACUUGGGGAGACAUUUAGUCCAGUUCAGGCCUCAUUCAAUAUGUGAGAACUGAGACCAGGGAAAGUCACAUAUGUACUGAAUGCUGUGAUGUCUUCAGUCAUAGCUUAUUCCUUGGUCAGCAUCAGAGAAUUGAUACCAGAGAGAAACCCGCUGAAUGUGAUGAAUAUUGGGAAGGUUUUUAUUUUUUUUUAUUUUUGGUGUUAAAUUCUUCAUUGGCUCCUGUAAAUCAGUGCUAGACUGUAUAGAAUAUGGUACAUUCUUCAGAUUAUUUUCAUACUUUAUUCACAGUUGGGGAAUUUGUACUGUCAAAUGUGAAAAAGCCAUCAGUCAACUACCUUGUUGGUUCAGUGUCAAAUUUGUGCCAUGCAUAAAGCCUGUGAAGAUAUAGGUGUGUAUGUCAGGAAACUCAAGUCAUACCCCGUGCUUGAUCACAUCGAGGAUACUACAUCCACAAAUCUAUAUCCAAGAAAUUAUUGGGAUAUAGUAAAUGUGGCAGAUCUGUGAGCAGGGAUCCAUCUGUCUUCAGAAUGUACCAGAUGUGAGUCUGAUUGUGCUGCAAAUGCUAAGAUCAAAACAUCUGCACCAGAUGAGACUGAUAUAUAAUGCAAACGGUGAAAUUUAACUAUUCUAUUUUCAGGCCUUGUCCAGUAUCAAAGUAUUAGAAAAUGCUUACUUCUCUGUGUAAUUAUUCCUAUUUAGUCUCAGUCUUUUUACUGCGGAAUAACUGAAUCCAGAAGAUAAUUGGGAAACGAAGUCAUUUUCUCACAGUAUCCUUUAAUAAGUAUUCUAAGUAGGUACGAGUAUUUUAUUAUAGAACUCAUUUGAGUGAAUUUAUUUUAAUUUGGCCAAUUCACAUUAAAACAUUUUUCUUCUUUGAAAUUGAUUCUCACUCACAGUUUACCUAGGAUGCUGUUAAUGUGCCAGUGUUGACAUAGCUUCAGGAGAGUAGCUCAAUGAGCCUUCUCUGUUCUUGGCUGGAGUGCUCUCCAAAGGAGACUCAGGCCUAUUCUUUUCUGAGGACCCUACAUACUAUUGUUUCUAUAGCGACACCCUUGGCUUCCUGUUGAUUUCUGCAUUCUCUUAGGCAUCCUUAAAAGAUGUUCUGGUGUUAGCUUCUCACCAGCUGAUAGAGUUACUUCCACAUCAGCCAUCCAUAAGUUUGGAGGAUUCAGUCUUCCUGAGUUUGUGGCAGGCACCCAAACAUUUGCAAGUGAUGUCCAAGUUUUUAGCUGCCUUGUUUGCAUCCACAGCCCUCUAAUGAGAUGACAAGGACAUCAGGGAGCCAGUAAGACUCCUGUUGGCCUAGCUACAUUCAUUCAGUGCCUACUUUGCAUGUAUGUGUAUAUUUAGAAUUCUUUUAUAUGCCUAUAUUGAAGGCCAACAAAAUGCUCAGGUCUGCUUUUGAUAGGGAAACAAAGAACACACAAAUCAGAAUAAGAAAAUACAGCCUUCCAAUAAAGAUAUUGCUGUUAGUGAUGUAUCUAGACAGUAUUUCAAGAGAGUGGCAGGUCCGUUCCUGGUAAAACCUUAAUCAUUAGGAUUGCUUCUUUAUCUGUUCCCUCCUCCACUCCCUUCAUCAAGCCAGGGUAGUAUUUUGAAGCAUAAAGCUUUGUGCAUAAUUAUUUGUGCAUUGCCAUACUUUUGUGUUGGGAUGCAGUCUUUGUUGCCCAGGCUGGUCUUGAAUUCCUGGGUUCACACAAAUUUCCUGCCUCCCAAAUAGCUGGGAUUAUAGGCAUGCGCUCCUGUGCCUGGAUUUUAUUUUUGUAUUUUAAUAGAAUCUGCAGGCUAUAUAAAGGAUCAUGGCUAUUUUGAUUUAUAGAAGUGAUGACAGGUGUUGAGUCCAGGGUUACUGCCCUAUACUACAUAGAGUUCAUGAUUCUUUACAUGAUGUCAAAGCAGUUUUUUCAUCUUAAAAUUCGUAACAUCUUGUGAAUAAGAAAAGUGUUAUUUAAAAUCUAGUUGUCAAUCAAGCAGUUGAAGCUUUCAUAGUUCACAUGUCAUAAUGUUCAUUAGAGAUCCUCAACCAGUAUAUAAAAUAUGCUGCUCACUGUAAAUCUUGUGGCUAACUUCUAGGAUAGUCCCACCACUGUAUUUUACUUCUUUGCCAUCAGUAAGCAUAGUGUCUCAUCAGGGCAAGAAAAUCAACAUAUAUCAAAUUGAUCUAAAUGUAAAAGCAAAUGAAAAAUGCAUGUUUUUUUGUCCCUGUCAAACAUGUAUAUUCUUACUUAUAGAGACCAAUAGUCACUUCUGGUGACUGAGGCAGAGGAUUUGAUUCAUCCCUAAUUAGCAGAAUCUGUAAAAAUCAAACGUAUGCAUUUGGGUUUGGAACGUGCUUAUGUACUUCUACUUGAAUAAAGGUGUGUUCAG
Molecule: messenger RNA, 4151 nt
Organism: Mus pahari (shrew mouse)
Lineage: Eukaryota; Metazoa; Chordata; Mammalia; Rodentia; Muridae
Gene: Znf655
Product: zinc finger protein 655
Exons: 5
Coding region: 786-1829 (347 amino acids)
Biological process (GO): regulation of DNA-templated transcription
Source: RefSeq, a predicted model, not a curated record